Engraulis encrasicolus (European anchovy) is the source of this 1128-nucleotide messenger RNA. Its product is annotated as complement C1q-like protein 2. NCBI's taxonomy places the organism in Eukaryota, Metazoa, Chordata, Actinopteri, Clupeiformes, Engraulidae. The record is from RefSeq and is a predicted model, not a curated record. The coding region runs from base 96 to 803 and encodes 235 amino acids. Gene Ontology annotation, molecular function: protein binding. The transcript is spliced from 2 exons.
AAACUGCUGCUUCUGCACCAACUUCUGCCAUCAGUAUUGCUGCUACAGACACCAGUGACCGACAGGGCGUUCUUACUCUUAAAGUGACUUGGAAGAUGAGGGCUGCUAUCCCACUGCUGGUGCUGCUGCUCUCCAGGUGUGGAGUCCCGACAGAGAGCCAAGGCACUGACGCCUCUAACCAGGACGUCUCUGCUGAGCUGAAGGAACUCCGAGACAUGAUGGCGGAGCUGAAGACGCAGGUGGACAAUCUGAGGAGGGAAAACGCAGCACAAGAGGCAGAGCUGACGGCCAUCAGAGCAGCACCCAAGGUGGCCUUCUCAGCGGCUCUGAGGGACUGGGGAUUUAGCCACAAGAAGGCCGAGACUGAUGACCUGGACGUGGUGUUCAACAAAGUCAUCACCAACGUAGGAGAGGCCUACAACAGCACAACUGGCUUCUUCACAGCUCCAGUCAGGGGGGUCUACUACGUCAGGUUCACUGCGAUGGAUAAACUGGACACGUAUGUCAAAGUUGAGCGUUUCAUGUCCAUCCGGAUGCAUAAGAACGGGGAGCUGCUCAUGCAGCUGUGGGAGAAGGACAAUCAGGAGUUUUACGUCUACCUGUCCAGUGGUCUGACUCUGCAGCUGGAGAAGGGAGACACAGUUAACAUGGUGAUACCAAAAAGCCUUAGGAUCUCGGACAGUAACGAGUACCAAAGCACCUUCACUGGCUUCCUGCUCUUCCCUCUCGAGUCAAAACUGACAAAACUGACAAGUCUCCUAUACACUGCAAUGGAAACAGCUUGGUUUAACUUUAAAUUUUAAGUUUACCAGCUGCCUCAGCAUUCCAAGUUAAUUAAACUCUUUCUUGUAAGUUCAAUUGCAAUGCAAAGCUUCACACAACUUACAAUAAGGAUUUAAAUGAACAUAGAAUUUUGAGGCAGCUGGUAUUUUUUUUUACAGUGUAGGCUCUACAAUACCUUCAGUGGCAUCCUGAUCUUCCCUCUCUGAACGCCACAGCAUCACCAUGACUUCACACCACUCAUACUGGUGAUGAUGGAGAAAUGAUCAAUGGAAACCAUUAUCAUUUGUUUGAAAACGGAUAAAUGUAAAGCAUUGUCAUGAUCAAAUAAAUGUCCCCUAUACUGCA